UUCACUUUCUUGGCUACGCGGCAGGGCGGCGGCGGCGUUACUCCUCGUGAGUACGCCAAUUUACAUAUAUUCUGUAAAUGUAUUCUAAAGCACAGCAUAAACCGUCUUAAUAAUAAUUUCCAACCUGAGUCUAAUGCCCCUAAUGCAGCUAUAAAUUUUAAAACCCCAAAUACUUCUAUAGACUUAAAUUAUAUGUUUUUAAAACCACUUAAAUACGCCACUCGAAUAAGCAAUCCUUUAAUUGUUAUAAACUGGAUAAAGCUAAUUAAAAAUUCACAUGAAGUAAAUGCAAUCACAAAUCAGAUACAUAAAUUUUUAUUUAUGCCAAAAGAACAGGAAAUAGCCAAACUAGCCAACUGUUUAACCAAUAACAAUACAAGUAUAGAUACUAUUAGAACUAUUCAUUCAUUUCUAGAAAAAACUAAAUGUGUUUUUAUAGAUUUGGUGGGUUUACUCCUAGUUUUAAUGAGCUGA
Messenger RNA from Nematocida parisii ERTm1, 474 nucleotides. RefSeq lists its product as uncharacterized. NCBI's taxonomy places the organism in Eukaryota, Fungi, Microsporidia. Bases 193 to 474 code for a protein of 93 amino acids. The transcript has a single exon. The record is from RefSeq and is a predicted model, not a curated record.